Ruditapes philippinarum (Manila clam) is the source of this 1386-nucleotide messenger RNA. RefSeq lists its product as uncharacterized. Gene Ontology annotation, cellular component: cytoplasm. Gene Ontology annotation, biological process: cell surface receptor protein tyrosine kinase signaling pathway; positive regulation of MAPK cascade. The transcript is spliced from 3 exons. The record is from RefSeq and is a predicted model, not a curated record. The coding region runs from base 127 to 1218 and encodes 363 amino acids. Lineage: Eukaryota; Metazoa; Mollusca; Bivalvia; Venerida; Veneridae.
GUUAAAGCAUAAAGUUUUAAGAUAUUUUCAAUGCUCAAAAUAUUUUUGAAAAAAAAAAUAUAUUAAGGAGUUGUUUAAAAUUUUGUUAAUUCGAACGUGAUAUUCAGAUAUAUAAAGUGCUGAAGUAUGACGUCUAACGAUGAAACGAAAGAAUUUAAAGAAGAAAGUCAGAGUUUCGCUCUAAACAAAGUCGGCAAGUAUUGGAUCCUAAAAACAAAAACUUCCUCAAAACGUCUUGCAUUUCUUGACGAUGCAAAGUAUGUUAGAAUUGACGAUAACAUUCUAAUAGCAGAUGAACGAUUAUUUGAAAUACACAAAAAUGAAAAGGGUGAAUAUUUAUUUCGACAUCUUGAAGAUGUUGCCUGCGAGAUCUAUUUUACUGUGACUGAAAGCUCAGCAAAAACAUUCUGGAAAAAAAUUGAUCCCCCAGAACCAAUAAAGACUAACAAAGAAAAUAGUGAAAUGGAUGUUUAUGAUUAUGCUGAAAAUGAACAAGUCCCAAUUCAGUAUGAAGAACCAAGUGCACGUCCUGUGAAAGACGAUAAUUAUGAGGAAAUUAAUUUUGAUGAAGGUAAACCAGGACAUUCUAAGUUAGUAAACGAUUCUUUGUCUAUGGACGAUAAGAAAAUGCAGCAUUUGAACAUACAAACAACUUCUUCUGCUGACACUAAAAGCUGUAACGACGAUUUAAACAUUGGAUCUGUCGAUGAAUUAAAUAAUGGACCUGACGAUGAUUUAGACAGUGGGUCUGCAGCCGAAAUGAUGGAAGGACAAGAGAAGUAUAAUCCUUUGGAGGUUGGAAGUACGGAAGAAGAUAGUGCCAUUUUUUAUGUAGACCUGAGAGAGCAUGAACAUGAUGAGUUUCAAGUUAACAUUGAACCUUCAGAUCUAACAAAGAUUUGUGCUAUGGAAGGAGAGAUGACGCUAUCGAUAAAAGAUACGGCAUUUAUUUUCAAAGAUAUUAACACGGGAAAAGAAAAGUACAGGUUUCCGUUUCCUUGGAUAAGACGUUUCUGGAAAGACGAUUCAAGUUUCGGUUUUGAAGCAGGUCGAAAAUGUCCGAACGGAGCCGGAAAUGUGAUCUGUACAACUCCGGAAGCAAACCAAAUUCACGAUAAGUGUGUUAAAGUAAUGGAAGAUAAUAAGCAAGUAAGAAAUCAAGUAAGAAAUGAGAAUAUCAUAACAAAAAUGUUCCGCCGAUUGACCUCACGGUUUUGAAUUGUUUAAUAUAUACGUGAAGUUAACUGUAACAGCAGUAAAAGCAAUAUUACUGUAUAUUUGUUGAAAAUAUGGACAGUAACAAAAAGAAUACAUUUGUUAUGAAUGUCUUAAAAACUGCUUUCACGGUCUGUUUUAUGAUUUUUAUUCAGAUAUUGAAUAUAUAUU